GCCUACACACAUAACACAUUGCGACGGUAGAUAACGGUAUGGUGAAAAUGGAAUCUACAGAAGAACAGGAUAGAAAGCUUGUCUUAGAGUUUUGCCAUUUGCUAGAGAAAUCUAAGCAGUUGUUCAAUGGACUCAGAGACCUACCACAAUACGGACAUAGGCAGUGGCAAGCGUACUUUGGCCGUACCUUCGAUGUUUACACUAAACUAUGGAAGUUCCAGCAGCAGCAUCGUAUGGUGCUGGACUCAAAGUACGGACUAAAGCGUUGGCAAAUAGGCGAGAUAGCCAGUAAAAUUGGACAGCUUUAUUAUCAUUACUACUUAAGAACCAGCGAAACAAACUACCUGAAUGAGGCUUAUCAGUUCUAUGCAGCUAUACGUGGGCGCGCCUACUACUCCCGCGCUGCCAAAGAGGAUCGACCCGAUCUCAUGGUGAAGAAGUUGCGCUAUUAUGCGCGCUUCAUUGUUGUCUGUUUGCUGCUCAAGAAGAUGAAGUUGGUGCGAGAGCUGGUGACUGAGCUGGAGAAGCAGAUACAGGAGUACACGAACACCUACGAGCCGGAAGACCACUUGGAAUGGUCGCUAGUGCUGGAGGAGAUUAAGGGUUUCAUUAAGGCUGAGGCGGCUGUAGCGGUGCUGCAUGCGGACUCCAAUCCGAUUAUAUUGUCGCACAGUGGUUCCGGUUCUAGGCUAUCGCCGUUAACGACGCCGCCGUGUGAGCGCUCGCCACACAUGACACUCAGUUUGCAGGAGAUCCUGAUAGUGGGCUCGGCGUGUGAACAGGCCAAGUUCUCAGAGUUGACCAUGGAUAUGUUCAGGAUGCUACAAACACUGGAGCGUGAGCCCACGGAGUCUGCCACACAUCCGCUAAGCGUCAGUCACGGCUUGCAUGGCCACGACGCUAGUCCGGCUGCUAGUCGUAUUCCACCAUAUGGAGUGCCAGGCUCGAAGGGAUACUUGGAGAAUGGCCGUCAUUAUCGAGACAAUCCUCAUAAAUAUUUAUUAUACAAGCCUUCGAUUAGUCAGCUGCUGGUUUUCUUAGCCAGUGGUUUUAAGGAAUUACCACUAGGUGGUGCUCUACUUUUGUACAUGUCAGCCGACGGUUGUUUCUCAACCACAAAGCAUCCGGAGGACUAUGGGUACGAGCUGGGCGGUUUGGCUACAAGCGUUAAGCGCGAUAGCGUCGAUGGUGGCCUGUCGUGUCGUGGCAAGUCCUAUAAGGAGAAUCAUUGUCUGUAUCCCGGCGACCUUUACCCUUUUACGCGUCGGCCCAUGUUCAUCAUCAUCGAUUCGGAUAAUUCAUUUGUCUUUCAGCACAUACCACGCUAUUUUGGCCAGCCUCUAGUUAUACUUAUGUCUCCACAAGAUGUGCCGCCUGCUUUUCAAACUGAUGUGCAGCAUCAUGGCUCCUUAUUUACAUUGUUCCUGCACUCCCCGCUCACCGCACUCUGUUAUAUUUGUAAUGUCGGCGAUGUGCCAAUACACCAUUGGGAACGCUGUCAGACGUACGUGGAUCGAUUUAUAACAGAGGCCUCGCGACUGGUCACACGUUGCCGUAUUGAUGAGAUCGAGCAGGGGAUAGGCUUUAUAGACUCCUCUUAUGUUCAGUUUUUCGGUGACGACUUUCUGCGCACACUGAUCUUACGUUUCGUCUUCUGUGAUGUCGUGCUGCGUUUGCAUCGCGGCUUUCGUGGGCGCCAUAUGCGACCGCGUUGUGAACCGCAGCUCCCUGCCAAUGAGCUCCUGGAGCACCCGUCGCUAUCGCACAUCGUUUUCCAGUUGGCUUCGGCGCUCGACGUGCGUGGUCACUUCUCCGAAGGGCCCGAGUGCGACUGAUGAUUUUUUAUGGUCGUAGUUUUAGUUAUAGUCGUAAUAAUCUACAUUAGGCAGCAGCUGUAUCAGAUCUUCAAUUGGUACUACCACGACAGACAGUUUUCAUUUUCGCAUUUCGUGUACGAUACUUUUUCACAAGGCUGGGACUGGGGCUGACAGAGACAUAUGGCACUAAAAAUAAGAGUAUGUUUGAGUUAUGAGUUAUAUGUACAUGAUGGAAUAUGGGCUGAAAAGCUAAGAUCAGUUUUCACGAUGUUGCUUGUGUCGGGAGAAUCGCAUAUUCAAUGGAUAUACCAAGAAGAUAACAUAAUAUUAAAGUACAUAUACAUACAUUCAUAUAUGAAAUACUCAAAUAGCUAGUUUUCUUAUAUAGUGCGUCGCGCAAUGGAAAGGUCCAAUGUUAGUUGCUUAGCAUAUAAUGAAGAAACACAUAAUUUACACGAUACGACGAAAAAACGUAUAAAACGAAACAGCAACCGAAACAAACGUGAAAACAUGUCAAACAACCUAUGAAAACUGCCAAAUAGAAGCGGCUAUAAAGCUGAAAUCAAAUUUACAUAGUUUGGGAUGGAACUGUGCAGAACUUUUUUUAAAUUUAACGUUUUUAAUAAUUAGAAAUCAAGUCUUUGUCAUACGCAGCAAAAACGCUUUAGCCUUUAUAUUAAAAAUAAACCAAAAACACAAAAACCCCUAAAAACCAAAUAGAAACCAAUUUGAAAUUCGAACACGACACACUAUAUAAGAAAUGCGAUUUUAUGCAUUGAACACGGCGCCCUAUGAAAAAGUAAUAUAUUGUACGUAUGUAAUAUUGAAUAUACAAUAUUAUUAUUAAAUGAUGACUGAAUGUUACUGUUUCAAAACGCAAAGUUUAGCAGAAAUAAUGAAAUAAUAAUGAAAAUAAAAACCUAUUCAUACAACAUUUUAUACGAAGCAAGCAAAAAUGUAUACUUAAACAUACAACUAACGAAAUAAAAGUAUUUAAUAACAGAUACCCAACCACACGAGUUCUAGAAAUAACAAAACAAAUAAACAAAUGUCAUAUACAAUCACACAAUCGCAAAACAUUUUUGUUCGCUCAGUAAUUAUUGUACAUUACAAAAUUGCAUUUAAACAAAAAGAAAU
Messenger RNA from Scaptodrosophila lebanonensis, 2954 nucleotides. RefSeq names its product protein SCAI. The coding region runs from base 39 to 1835 and encodes 598 amino acids. NCBI's taxonomy places the organism in Eukaryota, Metazoa, Arthropoda, Insecta, Diptera, Drosophilidae. Gene Ontology annotation, cellular component: nucleus. Gene Ontology annotation, biological process: DNA-templated transcription. The transcript is spliced from 9 exons. Gene Ontology annotation, molecular function: transcription corepressor activity. The record is from RefSeq and is a predicted model, not a curated record.